AUGAGUGAUGAAUCAACUGAGGUAGCUAAGGUGGAUGAAUCCAAGUUAAUGGAUUCCAGUCACCUCUAUUAUCUUCAUUCAUCAGAUUUCCCUGGUAUGAAUCUGGUGAAUUUCACUUUUGAUGGCAAAGGGUAUGGAGGCUGGCGUAGGUCAGUUCUCAUUGCUUUAUCAGCCAAAAAUAAAAUAGAUUUUAUAGAUGGCACAUGUAAAGUACCUGCUAUUGAUUCCACAGAUCACAAAUUGUGGAGCAGGUGUAAUGACAUAGUGUUGUCUUGGCUCUUAAAUUCACUUUCAAAAGAAAUUUUUGAUAGUGUGAUAUACUCAAAAACUGCUAAAGCUUUAUGGACAUACCUUGAAGAAAGGUUUGGUCAAUCAAAUGGGGCUAAAUUAUACCAUCUCCAAAAGGAACUAAGUGAUUUAGUUCAGGGAUCUAAUGAUAUAGCAACAUAUUUUACCAAGUUGAAGAAACUUUGGGAUGAACUAGACACUCUUAAUGCUGACAUAAACUGUGGGUGUAACUGUAGCUGUGGAGGAAAGGACAAACUGACCAAAUCUAUACAAGAUGAGAGACUUAUGCAUUUUCUGAUGGGUCUAAAUGAUUCAUAUGCAUCAGUUAGAGGAAAUAUGUUGAUUAUCUCACCUCUCCCUAAUGGAACAAUCAACAAUUUUCACAGGAGCAGUUCAGUGAAUUGGUUCAUCUUUUGCAAUAGGUUAAAGUUAGCUAAUCAGGUCCUACAAGUUCAGAUGCAGAAGCUGUUGCCAACAGUGUAG
Molecule: messenger RNA, 771 nt
Organism: Lycium barbarum (goji berry)
Lineage: Eukaryota; Viridiplantae; Streptophyta; Magnoliopsida; Solanales; Solanaceae
Exons: 2
Coding region: 1-771 (256 amino acids)
Source: RefSeq, a predicted model, not a curated record